GACUUAGUCGGGGGCGACCUGUCCAGCUGACUUUCCUCUGGGAGCUGCUGUAUGGGGCGGCUGAGGCAGGGCACGACAGCAAAAGCCAAGGCCCCUGGUAACACCGCGGAGCUCUGAAGCAGCCCGGGAACAUCUGACGUCAGGUUCUUGUACGGCCCAUCUGAGGAUACUGAACUUAAGGACGCAUAUCUCAUUCCAAGAAACAUCAUGGCUGAGCCAGACUACAUAGAAGAUGACAAUCCUGAACUAAUUAGGCCUCAGAAACUGGUCAAUCCUGUCAAAACAUCCCGCAACCAUCAGGAUCUUCACAGAGAACUUCUCAUGAAUCAAAAAAGGGGUCUUGCCCCUCAAAAUAAGCCAGAAUUGCAGAAAGUAAUGGAAAAGAGAAAACGAGAUCAAGUAAUAAAGCAGAAAGAAGAAGAAGCACAAAAGAAGAAAUCUGACUUGGAAAUAGAGCUAUUAAAACGGCAACAGAAGCUGGAGCAGCUUGAACUUGAGAAGCAGAAAUUGCAAGAAGAACAAGAAAAUGCCCCAGAGUUUGUGAAGGUUAAAGGCAAUCUCAGGAGAACAGGCCAAGAAGUGGCCCAAGCGCAGGAGUCGUAGGCCCCGGCGAUGGAGACGGCGCUCCUGGGCCAUCACGCGGGGAAGCUGUGAGCACGCGCCUCCUCAAUGCUUAAUCUCAGGGCCGAAGCCCCUGGCGAGAACCCCAGCCAGCAGAGAACAGUUAUUUUAAGAAGGAUUUGGUUUUGGUUUUCCUACAAUCUGGGUGGAUAAAAGAUCUGUGACCGUUGCGGUUCCUAUUCGCCAAACGAAGGAUGUUGACCAGCACUUAAGUUGGGAUAAGUGAACCUGUGUUCAAAGACUUAAACAAAAACAAAAACCCCACAACGGCAAAAAAGAAAGAGGACACUGGAAUAAAUUCUAGAAAGUUGCACUACUUGGUUUUUCCUUCUAAUCCAAGUUUAAUGGGGGCAUAGAGCCUUUUUUCUUCUAAAACCUAAAGAAAAUGUGUUUUGUUUUUUCCUUUAGUUUUCUGUUAGAUAAUUUAAAUCAGAUAGGACGGAUUUGACCUGUCACACCCAACAUGUGUAAAGUCCCUUUUGAGACUCCAGAGCUGUCUCAUUUCAUUACACUUGGACCUGUGUUAUAUUGAGACCCAAGAGUGUUAAUAUUGAGCACAGCUUUUACCCUUGUUGACAUUCAGAUUCAGAAAUAGGGUGAGAAGGUUAAAAAUACGGAAAAAAAUUCAUAAAAAUGUGGAAACAAAUACAUGUAAAAGAUACAGAAAAACACAUAAAUGUUCAUCUUGAUCUUAUUUUAAUUCCUUUGCGUUCUCUGAUACUAGAAUGUUCCAUGAUGACAUUCCAGUUCGGAGAAGGAACAUCAUAUAAAUCCACCUGUUGCUUUGAUAACUGUUAGAAUUUUGUUUUGUUCUGUUUUGUUUCACUUUUGAAUUUCUUGCUGAGCUAGUCCUUGUAUAUGAAACAGUCUCCCAGUUCGUUGGAGAAGAAAAACUAGUCCAUAUUGCCCAACUUCAGUGUCAAAAGUAGAGGGUGCAAAUCUUUGAGAGCAGUGUGAGGGGCACUCCCAUUGGGAGCUGGGCGAGGAGGAGUUCUUUGGGUAUUUUAAUGUGAAACAAAUGUAGGUUGGUCUCCAGGAGGCCUAGGUGGAAGGUUGGUAGCAUUUGUACAUUUUGAGUAUCAUUAAAUCCAAGUUUUGAAAAUUUCAGAUUAAAGAUCACAUGUUGCUUUGCCUUUUUUUUUUUUUUUUUUUCUU
Molecule: messenger RNA, 1776 nt
Organism: Lontra canadensis (Northern American river otter)
Lineage: Eukaryota; Metazoa; Chordata; Mammalia; Carnivora; Mustelidae
Gene: FAM107B
Product: family with sequence similarity 107 member B
Exons: 4
Coding region: 208-603 (131 amino acids)
Source: RefSeq, a predicted model, not a curated record